AUGGCUGCCCAAAUCCUGGACUUCAGCGAUCCCUUCAGCACUGAGGUGAAGCCGAGGAUCCUGCUCAUGGGCCUGAGGAGAAGUGGCAAGUCGUCGAUUCAGAAAGUGGUCUUUCACAAAAUGUCUCCCAACGAAACACUGUUCUUGGAGAGCACGAAUAAGAUCUGCCGGGAAGAUGUUUCCAACAGCUCCUUUGUGAAUUUUCAGAUUUGGGACUUCCCAGGACAGAUUGACUUUUUUGACCCUACAUUUGACUAUGAGAUGAUCUUCCGGGGAACAGGAGCCCUGAUAUUUGUCAUAGAUUCCCAGGACGAUUACAUGGAAGCCCUCGCCCGACUGCACCUCACAGUGACCAGGGCCUACAAAGUGAACACUGACAUCAACUUCGAGGUGUUUAUUCAUAAAGUGGAUGGUCUGUCCGAUGACCACAAAAUUGAAACCCAAAGAGAUAUUCAUCAGCGGGCAAACGAUGACCUGGCAGACGCCGGAUUAGAAAAAAUUCACCUCAGCUUUUAUCUGACAAGCAUAUAUGAUCAUUCAAUAUUUGAAGCUUUUAGCAAAGUGGUUCAGAAACUAAUUCCACAACUCCCCACCCUGGAGAACUUGCUAAACAUCUUUAUCUCUAAUUCUGGAAUUGAAAAGGCAUUUCUAUUUGAUGUGGUCAGUAAAAUUUAUAUUGCAACUGAUAGCACCCCAGUAGAUAUGCAAACCUAUGAGCUCUGCUGUGAUAUGAUUGAUGUGGUGAUUGACAUCUCUUGUAUUUAUGGUCUCAAAGAAGACGGAGCAGGAACCCCCUAUGACAAGGAAUCAACAGCCAUUAUAAAGCUGAAUAAUACCACAGUUCUUUAUUUAAAGGAGGUGACAAAGUUCCUGGCUCUUGUUUGCUUUGUCAGAGAGGAAAGCUUUGAAAGAAAAGGGCUUAUUGACUAUAAUUUUCAUUGCUUCCGGAAGGCCAUCCAUGAAGUUUUUGAGGUGAGAAUGAAAGUGGUGAAAUCGAGAAAGGUUCAGAAUCAACUGCAGAAGAAAAAAGGAGCCACCCCCAAUGGGACCCCUAGAGUGCUGCUGUAGGUGAGGUUUCAGGAACAUCUUUUGAAAUCAGGCCUUUCAGUGAGGCUGCUGCACUGUGUUGCACUAAAGGAAGGGGACGAAGAGAUUGGGACACAUAACAUAAAUUUGUUGUAAAAAUAAAAAUCCUGUGACCCUUUUGAUCUUUUCUUUUUUAAAUAAAGCAAGCACUUUGAAGCAAAAACUUGUAUACUAAUAGUGAAGUUAAAUCCACUGUAAUUUCAUGACAUAAAUGUACACUUUUAUGGUCUGUAGUCAGAAAAAUCCUGUGUGAGAACUGCCAGGAACUGUAUAUAUUUUGCACUUUUUCAUUGAACUAAACUUUGAUAAAACUUUUGUAAGCUUUUUCUGUA
This is a messenger RNA of Myotis davidii, 1418 nucleotides long. It is a transcript of the gene RRAGD, whose product is annotated as Ras-related GTP binding D. Gene Ontology annotation, cellular component: lysosome; nucleus; Gtr1-Gtr2 GTPase complex. Gene Ontology annotation, biological process: cellular response to amino acid stimulus; cellular response to starvation; regulation of autophagy. The transcript is spliced from 7 exons. Lineage: Eukaryota; Metazoa; Chordata; Mammalia; Chiroptera; Vespertilionidae. Gene Ontology annotation, molecular function: GTP binding; GTPase activity. The record is from RefSeq and is a predicted model, not a curated record. Bases 1 to 1068 code for a protein of 355 amino acids.